Molecule: messenger RNA, 3632 nt
Organism: Pseudo-nitzschia multistriata
Lineage: Eukaryota; Bacillariophyta; Bacillariophyceae; Bacillariales; Bacillariaceae
Source: the annotation of a GenBank genome assembly
CGCAUUAUUGUUAUGCAUGUUUUUCUUUCUUUCCAAGGUUGGCGCUCCGAUUGCAUUGCUUUUUAAUGAGUAGGUUGGUUGGUUUCGUUAUUUUUUGUUUUUUGUAGUUUGCUAGUGGCUUUCUUCAAAUGUCCUCUGCUCCGGGGUAAAAGUCCUUGAUGUGCUUCGGAAAGACACACUCGCGUUCGUUCAGGAGCCGCCCCAGCUUGUACAGGUGCUGGACGGCGAGCUCGACCUCCUUUUCUCCGGCGCACCACAGGUCGACCCGCUGGGCCAUCAAGAGCGCGUUAACCCCGCGAAUGUAUUCCUUGUCGGGCCCGCUGCGGAUCACCUCCAUCUGCUCGUCCAUCGAUUGCUUGAGGGCCGAGUACUCGGUGAGGUCGGAGGCCAGCGAUCGGUCAUCGGUCCAUUGCUUGCCCUGGUUGGACGGCUGGAGGGGAUCAAAACCCUUGUGGGCCAACCGGGCCGCCGCAAAUGCCUCCCAAUCCGUGCUCAGGUACGCGUUGGCGGCCUCGACGCGGUCCUCGGCUAUGGUCCCGUUGGCGUUUCGGAAGCGGCCCGUCUGGAUCAUGAACUGCAGCAGGUGGUCCGUCGUCCACUCCAGCUCGGUCGUCACGGCGGGCAUGCAGUUCUCGGCCGUUCGCAUCAGCAGGGGGAAAUUCGGAUUCAGUUGUUUGAGCUCGUUGUGGUGUUUCACGUACCAGUUGCUGUUUGUUAGUAUGGCGUUUUUGUUUUUUGUUUGUUUGUUGUAGUCGUGGUCGGUGUAGCAGCAUCGAUCGAAAGAUGGAUUCAAGAUGGCACAGAGAGCCCAUCAUUUUGGGUUGAUUCGUCCACGACAACAAUUUGUUUCAGCGACACACGAAAAUAGAGCGGAAGACAGCGAAUUUGAAAGGCAACAAACAGAGAGUCAGAAGCAUGAAAACAAAUAAUCUCUCUAAGUUGCGACUUCCUCCAUCGUACAUUUUUCAUCGUUUUCAUCGUCUAGACUUGGCGCGAUUCUUUCGAACAGGCGAACAAGCAUCAGCAUGAUGCCGCAACACCAGACUCAAGACAACAACUUCCAUUGAACUCACCGAACACCGAUAGAGGAUGGGCUCUCAGGGCACGCGAAGAACCGCAUCGCCGGUAGGUAUCGUGAUAAUCCGGCCUUCCAAGACAUGUUGGCUCGUGUGUCUUCUACUCGUUUGGUGCAAUCUUCGAUUCUCGCAACAGAAACAGCAGGGGGUAUUGUACCGCAACGGGGUUGUAUUCUCUUCGGAUCAAUCGGUAUCAACGCUACGAGCACUAGUAGCUGAUGAUGUUGUCUGUCGAUGCUGCGGUAGGUAUGAGUACGGUAGGUACGAGUGCGGUAGGUCCGUAUGUACCGACAGAUCGGCAAGCAACAAACGACGUUUGUUGCUGUUUGUGGCGUGCGGUAGGCUUUGGUAUGUUUGUACUGUAUUAUGAUAUUAUGAAUAUGCACAUACAAUAUGUCGAUAGCACUAGAAUUCGAGUUGGGCUGUCGAAUACGAGUAUCGUACUGACGGGGACACACGAAACAAUUUUUCCCCAAUUACACGCGGAAUGGAUUGUGUUUCAGUUUGCCCCCCUUUUCUUAUUCUCGUAAUGGAUGAUGAUGUCUUCAACAAGGAAUACAAAGGGAACAACCGGUGUGCAACCGGAACAGGAAAAACAACGCAACAACGCUGCUCCGAUCAAAACAAAACGACGACUACGAAAUCUGAAAGGAACGACGGGAUCGUUCUAGAUUGCGGAAGUUGCGAAGUUGCGAAUCUAUACCAUUUUUGCAUUCUCCUUUUCAAGUGUCAAACCAUACAAACACACUGGAAAAUGAGGUUUUCGAAUCCGUCACGAAUCAUAUUACUGGUUGUUUCUUUGGCUCUCGUUGGGAGAAUCUCGGCGUUCACAACGACGACGACUCCUGCUUCGAGUCCCCGAUUUAGUGUUGGUACGUACGGUACCGGGCGGUGUGUUCGAACAGAACCCUAUUGUGUCUAUGAUUGCAUUAUAUUCUGUUCUGUUCUAUCCCUCCUCACAUUCUCUCGUUGGAACCCACAUUUGAACACAUAUAACCACUUAGCUCUGUCUGUCUCCCCCAACAUUGCCGACAUCGACCAACCCACGGACCUCCCGGACUCCCUCGUCGAUGCCGCCGAGCGGGCGGCCAACUCCUGCGCCUCCUUUGCGCAAUAUGCACCGGAGCAGGCCCGGUGCCGGGUCGAUUUCGACACGAACGCCGGGGACGAAACCUACCCGCUGCUCAAGACCAGCACGGAGUUUAUGCAGAACUUUGUCUCCUUUCUGAGCUACAAGCUGGUCCCGGGGCUCCAGGCCGAAAAAAUGGCGGAGGUCCAGCGCGUGGCCGAGGCGCGGGUGGCCCUGCAGAGGAUACUCCAGCAGGAGGAGGGCGGAGAGGCUGUCGACCAGGACGAGAAGCAAUGCUACAUCGAGGUCCUGCAGAACAACGGAAAGGAGCCGGGUGCUUCCGGAAGCGGUGACGACGACUACAAGGGACCCAUCGUCCGCGUCUACUUUCCCGAUGAGGGCAACGCCGCGCUGGCCAAGCGGGACUGGACGCAGGCCAACGGCGUCGACAUGCCGUCCUGCGUCCGCUUCGGCGCCUGCGGCGGUAUCCGGUCGAUUACGGAGGACCUGUCGAGGGACGUCCUCAUCUUUUUCUUUUGCCCCAAAGCGUCGGAGAGCGACAUGGUGGAGGAAAUUCUGCAAAAAACCGAGCAAGCCCACCUCGAGGCCAACACCGGGGUCCCCCUCCUGAGCGUCUUUGUCAACCCCAAUCUGGUGGACAUGGGCGUGACCGGAUUCGGAAUGGCCGGCCGUAUGCUCCGCGAGCGGCUUCUGGACGGCCUCGAGGGGACCUACUACCUGAGGACCCUCCAGUGGGGAGCGCUGACACGCUCGUGGCCGAGGGCCUACACCCUGUGGGAGGAAAACGAGUCCGCCGAGGGGGGCUACCAGCUGAUGCGGACCCUGCCCUACCUGCCAUCCAACCCCGAGGUCGAGGACAUAUACGACGCGGUCAACGAAGGAAAGCUGCAGGUGGACGAGAACGGAAACGAGGUCGGCCGAAAGCCUCCUUCGGCACUGGACCAGUUUGGUGACUUCGUCCAGGGAAUGAUGCGGCUCUAGGAUGGCAGCGAACAAACAAACAAACAACAACUACUCUCCUUGUGCUACUCUACCAUACUACUAACACGAAUAACGAUGCGACUGAGGAACCAAAUGAUCCGGUGUUAACCGGCAAAAUGGCACUGCGGAUGGCUCGCGUGCAUUCAUUCAUAGUGUCUGUAGAUGUGCUUCUUCGUCGUUCUGGAUCCAUCUCCCGUAGGUAAAGGAUGUGCCGUGUCCUACAGUUUUUUAGUGAAUGUUUUCCGGAAACUUACGUUCCAGAGAUGUUGUUUCUCAACGAUGGAAACAGGUUGUCGUCAUCGACUUCAAAGAAAGGAUUGGCUUAGUUGUGUAAUUGUAUCAAGUGGUAUUGAUUUGUCCCUCCGACAACCCAUCAGCUGUCAUACCGCACUAGAAGUUUAAUUUUUCCCGCACGAAAUGGAUUUCAAGCUCCCUCUUGUAAUUGGUUUUAAGCACUGAGUUCAUAAUAGAUAGAUAUCAAUUCU